Molecule: messenger RNA, 3088 nt
Organism: Phlebotomus argentipes
Lineage: Eukaryota; Metazoa; Arthropoda; Insecta; Diptera; Psychodidae
Exons: 6
Coding region: 197-1771 (524 amino acids)
Molecular function (GO): zinc ion binding
Source: RefSeq, a predicted model, not a curated record
GAGAGGUCAGUGUUGAGUAGUAUUGCAAGAUGGCUGCAAGUGAUGUUUUGUAGUGCGCUGAAAAAUUCCAUUUUCACUCUAUUUGCACGCAAUUUUACUUGAUUUGACGGUGCAUCCAGUGUCCACCAAGUUCUACUCUAUCGUUCUCUCAUGUGGGAGGCCAAGAAAGCCUCCAGUGUGACGGUGUGUUGGUAGUAUGAUAUCAAGGUUCCAGAACUUCAUGGGGUGUUCCUCAACCGCACUCGGUGAGGCUCCUCCUGAUGAUCAGACGUGCUCUGGCCGGGGGGAUUGCCUCAAUGGCACGUGCCUCUGUGAGAUUCGCUACAGUGGCGAUGAGUGUUCCACCUUCAAUUUGCCAUAUCACGCAGGUGUCUCGUCGAUCUUCUACCUUGUGGCUCUCGUGUCGCUCAUCCAGCUCCUCAUUUGCAUCGUGGCGGAGUAUCAGAGGCUCAAGCAGCCCUCAUUUCUGCGCGCCUGCCGUCUCACCACGCAGAAACUCUUGUACUUCUUCGUGUUCGUGGCCGCACUGCUGCGCGGGGCCUAUUUCACCACACCAGAAAUUCUUCAGCCAGUUUGGGCAUCCAGUCUCAUGUCGGCCUACUAUCCUUUGCUGAUGACGUGCGCCUCGCUGGUGGUGUGCCUGUGGGCGGAGAUUUUCCACCUGCGCGACAUCCGAUGGGAGAAAUCGCAGUUCCUGUCGAAGAGCUUCCUCGGCUUCAUGGCGUUCAAUUUGCUUCCGUACAGUCUGCUCGCCGCCGAGGUGCUCUUCUCACAAUUCAUCACGGAUCGCAACACAUAUUCGCACAUCUUCAAUGGCUGCUAUGCCGCACUGCUCUUCAUUGUCGUGGUGUUCUUCCUCAUCUAUGGCGUGGAGGUGUUCUUCAAGGUGCGCGGCGGCUUUGUGUAUGAUUUUGGAAAUUUGCCCAGCACACAGAAUGUCAAUGCAUCGCAACUGCAUCAGUCGCGCUUUGGACUCCUGAGUCAGGCCAUAAUGCUGAUUGUCAUUGUUGGCUUUCUCACGUCAGAGACUCUUGGGGACUUCUGGAAGAAGAAAGUUCCUGUGUACUCGCGCAAUUGGCAUGAUAUUGUGUUCCGUCUGGUGGAGGUGGGAGUUGCUCUGUGGUUCCCAUGCUGCCUGUGGAACUCCAUGGCGCCGGAGCAGCUGUGGAUUCUCAAUCCCAAGAAGCUGCUGAGUCGACAGAUUGAGCCAGUGGCCAGCACAUCGUUGGCCAAGUCCACCGAAGAGGGUCAAUCGUCGUCGUCGUCGCUGCUGAAGAAGGACUGCUGGAUUUGCUAUGAUCCUGACAAGGCGGAGCCUCUGAUUCAGCCCUGCAAGUGCACGGGAGAUGUGAGCUCAGUUCAUCAUGAGUGUCUGCGAAAGUGGCUUGUGGAGAGUUGCUCAAAGUCAGACGAUGUGUUACUCAAAUGCAAAGUCUGUGAUUCACCGUAUGAAGUCAAGAGGACGAACAAAUUGGACUGGGAGAAGGGCUUCACGGUGCAGCAUUGGGCGAAGACGGUGAUUCUCGUGACUCUGAUGUGCAUCACGGGCGCCAGUGCGUGGGUGAUAAUUCAGCUGUAUGUGGAUCCGAUCGUGAGAGUUCUCACGGCGGGCUUUGCCGUGAUAAUUGGCUAUAUUUGCGUGAAACUCCUGGGUGAGAACACACUCACGGCGUAUCAGCGUGCCAAAGUGAGUUCCAUCAACAUUGUCACGAGUGAGUCGGACGUGACGGAGAAGCUCAACACCAUCUGCCAGGACGUGACGUGCAACUGAGAUGCAAGAGCUGAACGCGGAGGAGGAGGAACUCUCUCUCGAGGACUGAUUUUUAUUGCUGACCGUGGGUGAAGGCAAAGAGAGUUGAGUCAAUUAAGUACAUGAUUUUAUGUUGCAACAUAUUUUUCUUCGUUCUAUAUCGUAAUUUUUGUAUUAUUCAUUUGAUAUUAGGCGGACAUGAAAAUAUUUCUCACAAUCUAUUCUUUUCCCCCCACAAAAUACACAAGCAGACACACACACAGUCACACACACAUUGAAAGCAUACACAGUUGGAGGAAGGAAUGUGAGACUUCCUCUGAGGAUGAAUUUCAUAAUGUACAAAUUUAAUUUUUCGCAAUAUGAAAAUAAUGAGGAAGAGCGAGAGAGAGAGAGAAGGGAAAGUCAUGAAGUUAUAUAAUUUGACUAUUCUACUGAGGGUGAUGCUAAAAUUAAGAGAAAGUAGAUUUCGAGAGGUGGUUUAGAGUUAAAGCAGUUGAGAAUAUGCAAAUAUUAUUGGGCGAUAGAGGAUAAGACAAAGUAGAUCAAUUGGCCAAUAUGUUAUUCCAUCCUCUUCAUCUCCAGAGAGACACACAGAGGAGAGACCAAGAGAAGAGUUAAUCUAUCUGAAAUUCUCUUGCAUGAAUAAAUGAAAUUUAAUGUGAAGCUUAGGAUUAAGGCGAGAACAGAGAGAGAGAGAGAGGAGAGUUGAUGAGGACGUCUAACUAAUGCUAUUUGAAGGAUAAAAGGGAAGAUUUAGAGAUCAAUAUUGCUUCCAUUGUGCUGACAAAAACCCUGAACGAUAUUCCUCUGAUUUCUCUAAAUAUUUCGACUGUAGUUAGUGAACACAUCAUUCAAGUAGAGGAGAAGCUCUACUUGUAGUAAUAUUUAUGUUUAUAUUUUUUACUUAUGAAGAAAAUUCAUGCACGCUAAAUUCCCAAAGUUCAACCGUAACUCCAGUUCUUGAGAAGACAGAGCGCGAAAAUAAGAAAAAAAAAUGCGAUAACCUUUUUGACUAUGCACACAAAUACACAGUAAUUAAAGUAAAGUAAAGUAAAUUUAGCGUAUAAGAAGCAAAAAAAGCAAGUAAAAAAAAAUGUAGUGAAAGAAGCAAGAAAGAAUGAUAAAUUCUUUGAGUUGUGAUUUUUCGUUGAAUUUUAAAACUCUUUUUUUUUCCUAAAUUAUUCUGUGAAUUUAUAAGUCACAAAAGAAGAAGAUCGUGAGUUCGCCACUAUUUUAGUGUGAUGGAGAACUCUGCGGCAGAGAUAAAACUUUUUGUGUGGUUAAUGUACUCUUAAUCAAAUAUACAUGAAAUGUUUUAUUAAAUGAAUGAGUCAAAAA